AACAACCUUUUGGUUGAAGACAUCUCUAUACUCUGGUUUCCUGUUGCUUUUUGGUUCUUCGUCUGGAGGCUGUCUGGAUAGGGUUUCAUAUAUAUAUAUUGAAGGAUCAGAAUGUAAGCCAUGUUCUACCCUGCAGCCCUGUGUGAGUGUCUCAGAGGCGUCCUCCUUGUCCUCGUCCCUGUCCCCAGCCUCCGUCGCUAAGGACGUCUUCUUCAACAUCGCCACUGAGGAAAAGGAGGAUGGAAGUGACUAUGAGAACCCAAGCCUGGAUGAGGAUGUAGACAGCAGUGUGGAGGAUCUGAUGGGUUUAAGCUGCUCCUUCAUAGACUCAAACUAUUACAAAGACCAUCAAGGGGCACGCUCUGUAUCGGUUGCCACAGAAACCAGCCCUCCUACCCUGGGCUUUCCCAGUAGAUAUAGAGACAGUCCCCAGCACAGCUCCCAGCUCCAUCCCAAUCCACAUCCCUAUCCAUAUCCCUAUCAAGAGACUGAAAACAAAUCCAUACCCCAUCACACUAUUGUGGUCACCCAGUUCAACCCUAACCUGUCGCUGUCAGGCAGUGCCAUGGACGGCUAUAACAGUGAGUCGGUGGACCCUGUGGGUGUGGUGAGCACUAUGGUGAAUCUGAAUGGACCAGGAGGACAAGGAGACAUGAUGGAUUCUGACAGAGAGAGCUUCCCUAUCCUGAUCAGGUCCAUGUCUACAUCACGGAGACACAGCUUGGGCAUGCCCAUGUCUCCCAUCGACUUGGGGAGGAGGCUGAGCCUGGAUGCCAUAGACAGCGAUGGAGAGAGGGAUGACUCUCCCUCCCACCUACAGGCCUUUAUAUACCCAGGAUGCCCUGAGCAGGAAGUGGAGGAGUCAGAUGGGACAGACCUCUCCAGAUCUGAAGCCAAGGAGACAGAAACGGAGGAGUGCAGUCGGUCUGGAAGGACAUACUCCAGAACAGAGAUUCUGGCCACAGAUGAGCGUGUUCACGUUGCACACGUGUCUCGCGUGGUGGAGACAUCUAAGAGGGCAGCAGGAGAGGAGCUGGACCCAGAGGAAGCCAACUUGCACACUGCAGAAGGACAGAGUCAUAUAGCCAGGCAGAGGACCACAAGGCCAGAGGGGAAGGAGACAGGAAGUAGUGUCACCUGGUAUGAAUUUCUCUCCAACGAAAAUGAGGAAGAGGAGGACCGAACAGAGAAAGUGGAGAAGGGAACCAAAGUAAAGCGCACCCUGAGCUCGCUUAGGAACAGAAUGACUGGCUCAUUCAACAAAGACAAGCAGGGUAAGAACCGAGAGAAAGAGCAGCAGAAGGGGAAGGAGAGGGAACCCAAAGAGAAAGAGAAACUGCAUCACAGUAGUAGCAGUGGGCAUAAUUUGGUGCCAGGCUCCUUCUCUAGCUGUGCCACCUGCUCACUGUGCAGUAAGGCCCUGCAGAAAAAGCAUGGUCUGCAGUGCCUGAACUGUGCAGUGAACGUUCACAGGAGUUGUCGGACGCUACUAGCUGAGUGUAACAGCAGCAAGAACAAGAAGGAUUCUCUGCAUAGGACCUCCACAGCAGCGUCGCCGAACCUCGCCCUGAGGGAUCGGGACCAGUCUUCUUCGGCCCUUGAUUGCCCCUUCGGUACUCCGCGCAUCCCAGGCAUGACCCUCACCCCGCGGGGACCCAGUGCUCAGCCUGCCUCAGCCGCCUUCAACAGCUCUUCCUCCAGCCACACUGCUGCAGCCAGCCUCAACCACAGCCACAACAGCCGCACCGGAUCCCUCUCAGGGGACAUGGACGAACCGGACAGCCUACGCUUCGCGGUCAAGCGCUUAAACGAGGACGCCGUCUCCCUGGCCCCUUCCACCACUGAGUCCAUCGUUGUAGAAGAUGCGUACUACUCUGCAUUUCGAGCUGAUCUGGAGUCUGAUGCCCAGGACCUGGAGGUGGAGUCAUGGAGUCUGGCUGUGGACCAGCAGUACCUGAAGAAAUAUACCAAGGAGAUGGUCAAGAGACAGGACGUUAUCUAUGAGCUGAUGCAGACAGAGAUGCACCACGUGCGGACCCUGAAGAUCAUGCUGCGUGUGUACAUGAGGGAGCUGAAGGAGCACCUCCAGAUGGACGAGCUGUUCCCGCGCCUAGAGAGCCUGCUGGAGCUGCACACAAACUUCCUGUCCCGCCUAAAAGAGCGGCGCCGAGACUCCACGCAGCCCGGCAGCGACAGGAACUACAACAUACAGAGACUCGCUGACAUCCUCACCACACAGUUUUCAGGUGAGAAAGGGGACCGGUUGAAGGAGAACUAUGGGGAUUUCUGCAGCCACCACACCGAGGCUGUCAACUACUACAAGGAGCAACUACACAACAACAAGAAGUUCCAGAACCUCAUACGGAAAGUCAAUAAUUUGUCCGUUGUGAGAAGAUUAGGAGUGACAGAGUGUAUUCUCCUGGUGACACAACGCAUCACCAAGUACCCUGUGCUGGUGGAACGCAUCGUGCAGAAUACAGAAGUGGGUACGGAGGAACACGAGGAGUUGACCAGGUCUCUGGGUCUGAUUAAAGACUGCAUCGUCCAGGUGGAUGCCCUGGUCAACCUGCAUGAGAAGGCCUCGCGCCUCCGAGACAUCGCCCACAAGAUGGAGCCCAAGUCCCUCGGCAAGAUCAAAGAUGGCCGUGUGUUCCACAGAGAGGACCUGGCCCAGGGUCGACGCAGGCUGCUGCACGAGGGGACGGCCAACCACAAGGCCGCCUCCGGCAGACUCAAAGAUAUUGUGGCUGUGCUGCUGUCAGACGUGCUGCUGUUACUCCAAGAGAAGGACCAGAGAUAUGUUUUCUCCACAGUGGACAACAAGCCCUCAGUGAUCUCCCUCCAGAAGUUGAUAGUGAGGGAGGUGGCCCACGAGGAGAGGGCCAUGUUCUUGAUCUGCGCCUCCUCCAAUGAGCCGGAGAUGUACGAGAUACACACCGCCUCCAAGGAGGAGCGCAACUCCUGGAUGACACACAUCCGGCAGGCCGUGGAGAGUUGUCCACACACUGAGGAGAGACUCUUCAGUGAGCAGGAGGAGGCUCGAGCCGCCAGAUUCAACGAGUUCCAAGAGUGUCUGAGCCAGAAGGACGCCCAGAUCGUGACGUUCCUGACAGAGAAGCUGCAGCUGUUUUCAGACAUGUGUCUGGUGUCUGGUCACGAGGAUACGACCUUCCGCUCCCGCCUAAUGCUGCGAGGUGACGCCUCAGACCUCCACCAGGGGGAGACACUGCUCAAGGGGACCAUCACUGAUGUGGAGAGUCUUCAGAACCUGUUGCUGUCUGGUGUGAGAGAGCCAGCUUCACGCCUACAGGAGGGUUCAGGGUCCGGGGCUCUGCCCAGGAGAGCAGACACCUUCGGGGGCUAUGACAGCAGGCCCAUCAUCCUCAACAAGAGCAUUGUGAAGAAGAAGAAGCACAGUGGAGGGGGCAUGGCCAGAGACGGGACCCAGAAAGGCUGCUCUGACCCCCAGCUUACGAAGAUCCAGGCUAGUCAGACCCUGGAGCAACCACAGGCUGAUGAUGAUGAUGAGGAGGAGAAGGAAGAGGCCUCUCCAGCCACCUGGAACCCCAUCUGGUCCAACACCUUCCCUGAGGCUGAGUUCUUUGACCGGGUGCUGAUGCUGUCCCAGAGACUCUACAGCCUGCAGGCCAUCAUCGCCAAGCAGGACAGCCACAUCGAGCUGCAACGUGCCUCCCUCACUGAGCGCGCCUCCUUCCCUGGGCGUCAUCGCGGCAACGUUCUCCUGGAGCAGGAGAAACAGAGGACGUUGGCCCUGCAGAGGGAGGAGCUGGCCAGCUUCCACAAGCUGCAGUCACAGCACCGUCAGGAGCAGGCUCGCUGGGAGAGGGAGCGGGAGCGCCACCGGCUGCAGGCCGAGGCCAUGGAGGGGAUGCUGAGGCAGAGAGAGGAGAACUGCAGGAGGCUGGAGGAGAAGCUGGCGGAAGAGAGGGAGGACCUGGAGAGACAGAGAGAGACGUACCAACAGGAUCUGGAGAGACUGAGGGAGUCGACCCGCACAGUGGAGAAGGAGAAGGAACGCCUGGAGCAGCAGAGGAAGAUCAAGAGGAAGACCAUUGAGGUGAUGCCCUUCUCUGGCAGUCUAAAUGGGGAUCUCCUUCUGGGCGUGGGCAGUAGCGGCAGCGUCGGAUCAGACCUCUCCGUCCCCCAGAAGGCCCUUGUUCGUUCCAGCCCUUCUGUGGCGCCCGCAGACUACCUGGAGCGUCCUGAGGUUCUGGCUCGGGGUCAGGGCGCCAACGCCACGGCGCUGCCGGUGAAGAAGGAGGUGCCUCUCCACCUGUGCAGCACCACCAACCAGCAGCACAAGCAGGUGGGUGUCCAGCAGCAGAUCCCCACCAAGCUGGCAGCCCUGAGCUCAAAGAAUUCGAAGAGUGCCAAGGCCACCCAUCGCACCGACAGCACAGCCUCUCUGGAUAUGAAGCAAAUGCUGCCUAUGAAGUUGUCAGCCAGAGAGGACGGCACUCUGAAAGCCAAGCGCUCCAUCAGCCCUAACCAGCAGUUUCCUCACACCCUAGUCCACUCCCAGUCCAUGCACUUGACAGUUUCAUUGAGCCCUCCAGACAGGGGGCCAGAGAACCAGCCCGCCGGCCUACAGAAGCCCCCCAGCCAGGCCUCCAACCCCCUGCACGUCCACACCCAGCCCCAGGCUCCUAACCCCCUCCACACCCAGAGCCCUAACCCCCUUCCUGCACAGGCCCCUGUCCACGGCCACAGCCUGCCCCCUCCAGGCAGGAUCUCCGAGGAUGUAAUCUUCUUCUGAGCCCCCCCCCCCCCCCCCCACGGCAGUCAGGGACCAAAGGGGGGCCUAUGAUGUCAGAUCUCUAGAAACUGUUCACCAGAGCUCUGGAACAGAACACUUUUCCUUUUUAAAAGAUGUCAUUUAAAAAAUUAAAAAAUAACUCUGUUCAAUCUUUCUUAGAAGAAUCUAUAUUAUCAUGUCUCCCUAAAACUAAUUCCAAUAAUUGUAUUGAAUCAUUUUUUUAAAUUGAACCUCCGAUUAUUGAAUAUGAAGAAAGACAGCUAUGAUUAAUAUGAAGGUUUAUGUUAAACAUGAAGGGGUCACGUGACGAUCUGGACAAAUCCAGAGAGAGAGAGAGAGGCGCGAGAGAGAGAGAGGCGCGAGAGAGAGAGAGAGGCGCGAGAGAGAGAGAGAGGCGCGAGAGAGAGAGAGAGGCGCGAGAGAGAGAGAGAGGCGCGAGAGAGAGAGAGAGGCGCGAGAGAGAGAGAGAGGCGCGAGAGAGAGAGAGAGGCGCGAGAGAGAGAGAGAGGCGCGAGAGAGAGAGAGAGGCGCGAGAGAGAGAGAGGCGCGAGAGAGAGAGAGAGAGGCGCGAGAGAGAGAGAGAGAGGCGCGAGAGAGAGAGAGAGAGGCGCGAGAGAGAGAGAGAGAGGCGCGAGAGAGAGAGAGAGAGGCGCGAGAGAGAGAGAGAGAGGCGCGAGAGAGAGAGAGAGAGGCGCGAGAGAGAGAGAGAGAGGCGCGAGAGAGAGAGAGGCGCGAGAGAGAGAGAGAGAGGCGCGAGAGAGAGAGAGAGAGGCGCGAGAGAGAGAGAGAGAGGCGCGAGAGAGAGAGAGAGAGGCGCGAGAGAGAGAGAGAGAGGCGAGAGAGAGAGAGAGAGGCGCGAGAGAGAGAGAGAGAGGCGCGAGAGAGAGAGAGAGAGAGGCGCGAGAGAGAGAGAGAGAGGCGCGCGAGAGAGAGAGAGAGAGAGGCGCGAGAGAGAGAGAGAGAGAGGCGCGAGAGAGAGAGAGAGAGGCGCGAGAGAGAGAGAGAGAGGCGCGAGAGAGAGAGAGAGAGGCGCGAGAGAGAGAGAGAGAGGCGCGAGAGAGAGAGAGAGAGGCGCGAGAGAGAGAGGCGCGAGAGAGAGAGAGAGAGGCGCGAGAGAGAGAGAGAGGCGCGAGAGAGAGGCGCGAGAGAGAGAGAGAGGCGCGAGAGAGAGAGGAGAGAGUCUCCUGACAGAAUGUACACCUUUUGGAAGCAGUGGAGCCACAGGAAGUGUCAAACUGAUGGCCUGUGUGUUGUUUUAUUUUGCACAGUUCAAAUACUCCUUUUACAGGCUGACAUUACUGUGAUACUUUGGGUGAAUUAAGUUGUAACUAUGAAGGGUUCAUUUUAUUUGUGUUUAUUAUUUUUUCCUGAAUCAUGUGUUUCUCAUUUAGAAAAGACUGAACACCGGAGUGCAGUUGUUGUAAUUGAUAUUGUCUCCUUUUGUUGAUGUCCUGGUUCGGUCCAGUGGUGGGACAGACAGGCUUUUUGUUUCAUUUAAUCACACUGUAAACAGAAUGUUUGACUAGAUUUUAGAGAAUUGACUUCAAAUACCGCUAGCCAUAGAUGAGUUAUCUUAUUUAGAACGUCAUCGUCAUAAUUCAUACCACAAUCAUACCUGAUUUUGAUUCAACAGCUUUUUAAAACGCUUCCAUUCUAAUUUUAUAUAACGUGUGUAAAUACAACCAAUCUUGCUGUGUAGCGAAGAUGAUUUGAACGUGAAGGCAUUCUGUGUGACCAACAAUGAUUUAGGGAUGCUGUGGUACUGGUUUAGAAGUCUCCCUAGCACUGCCUGGUUCCCAGCGCUAGACCCCUCUCAUGACAUCCCCUUCCUAAUUUCUGUCUAGGCACAUGGACCAUUUCAUACAUAAUGUCAACAUGGAAGGGGGUCACAGAAUGGUUAGAUAAGCAGUAGUGCGGACACUGAAGGAUUUCAAAGCUUGAUGUAGUGUAAAGCUUUAAACCAUUUUAAGUAACGUUUAAACAAGCCAGUAUCUUACAAAUGUAAGACGUAUCGUUCAGUUUUGAUUGAUUUAAGUUUGCUGUGAUUUUUGCAUUAGCAGCAGGUCCUGGAUCACAACAUGGUUUCCACACAUUUCCUUCAGCCUGGCCAUUAGUCUGAAGAAUACAGUGGGCCUCAAGCAGGAGUGUCUAGUUUUCCCCUAUUUCUUUACUAAACUAGUUAGUUACCUCUGUGUCUGUAUAGCUGGGCCUGUGUAGAUGUGGGUGGGUGUGUGUGUGUGUGUGUGUGUGUGUGUGUGUGUGUGUAUGUAGUGAAAUACAUGUCUAAUAGGGAAGGCAAAGCAUUCCCUGGCAGAUUUGAGUGGUACAUGAUCAGUUUGAUCACUUGUUAGUCUGAGCUUUCAGAACAAGUCUUGUUUAAGUGCAUUCUGUUUUGGACCCUGUGUUUCUGAUAUACAGGUAACUGCCGAAACAAAGGACACCUUGAGUAAAUGAGGGAUACUAAGUACACUAUAUAUACAAAAGUAUGUCAAAAUAGUGUAUUUUUGUCAAUUUUAGCCACACCCAUUGCUGACGGGUGUAUAAAAUAAAUGCACACAGCCAUGCAGUUUCCAUAGACAAACAUUGUCAGUCGAAUCCCCUUACUGAAGAGCUCUGACUUUCAACGUGACACCCGCCAUAGGAUGCCACCUUUCCAACAAGUCAGUUCGUCAAGUUUAUGAGCUGCCCCAGUCAACUGUAAGUGCUGUUAUUGUGAAGCGGAAACGUCUAGGAGCAACAACGGCUCAGCCGCGAAGUGGUAGACCACACAAGCUCACAGAACGGGACCGCUGUGUGCUAAAGCGUGGCUCGUUGGAGGGCCCAACGCCUUAUUAAGGCACUUCAUGUUGGUAUUGUCUUGAUUUGGGCAGUUACCUGUAUAUUCUCUGCAUGGACAGCCAUUGAGUAUACAUGAGUAUGGUGAUGGAUAGUCCUGGUGCUCGGAGUUAGCAACAUGUUAGCUUAGCUACUGGACCACCGGCCUAAUUCUGAUUCCGGUGACAUUUCGUAACUCCACAAGAAAAUAAUAAGCUAUAAUUCAGUUUUGUGGUACAGAAGUUUUAUUUCUUAACCUGUAUUUUUUUUCUUUUUCCGAUGAAGGCAAAGUUGGCUCUUAUUUUAUACUGAAUAAAAAUAUAAACGCAACAUGUAACAAUUUCAUCGAUUGUACUGAGUUACAGUUCAAAUAAGGAAAUCAGUGCAUUGAAAUACCCUUUUUUUGUAGGCCCUAAUCUAUGGAUUUCACAUGACUGGGCAGGGGUGCAACCAUGGGUGGGCCUGGGAGGGUGUAGGCCCUAAUCUAUGGAUUUCACAUGACUGGGCAGGGGUGCAACCAUGGGUGGGCCUGGGAGGGUGUAGGCCCUAAUCUAUGGAUUUCACAUGACUGGGCAGGGGUGCAACCAUGGGUGGGCCUGGGAGGGUGUAGGCCCUAAUCUAUGGAUUUCACAUGACUGGGCAGGGGUGCAACCAUGGGUGGGCCUGGGAGGGUGUAGGCCCUAAUCUAUGGAUUUCACAUGACUGGGCAGGGGUGCAACCAUGGGUGGGCCUGGGAGGGUGUAGGCCCUAAUCUAUGGAUUUCACAUGACUGGGCAGGGGUGCAGCCAUGGGUGGGCCUGGGAGGGUGUAGGCCCUAAUCUAUGGAUUUCACAUGACUGGGCAGGAGUGCAGCCAUGGGUGGGCCUGGGAGGGUGUAGGCCCUAAUCUAUGGAUUUCACAUGACUGGGCAGGGGUGCAACCAUGGGUGGGCCUGGGAGGGUGUAGGCCCUAAUCUAUGGAUUUCACAUGACUGGGCAGGGGUGCAACCAUGGGUGGGCCUGGGAGGGUGUAGGCCCUAAUCUAUGGAUUUCACAUGACUGGGCAGGGGUGCAGCCAUGGGUGGGCCUGGGAGGGUGUAGGCCCUAAUCUAUGGAUUUCACAUGACUGGGCAGGAGUGCAGCCAUGGGUGGGCUUGGGAGGGCGUAGGCCCACCCACUGGGGAGCCAAGCACAGCCAAUCAGAAUGUAGUUUUUACAGCAACAAAAGGGCUUUAUAACAGACAGAAAUACUCCUUUCAUCAGCUGUCCGGGUGUCUGGUCUCAGACGAUCCCGCAGGUGAAGAAGCCGGAUGUGGAGGUCCUGAGCUGGCUUGGUUACACGUGGUCUGUGGUUAUGAGGCCGGUUGGACUUACUGUCAAAUUCUCUAAAAUGACGAUGGAGGCUUAUGGUCGAGAAAUUAACAUUCAAUUCUCUGGCAACAGCUCUGGUGGACAUUCCUGCAGUUAGCAUACCAAUUGUGCGCUCCCUCAAAUCUUGAGACAUCUGUGGCAUUGUGUUGUGUAACAGAACUGCACAUUUAAGUGUCCUUUUUAUUGUCCCCAGCACAAGGUGUACCUUUUUGUAAUGAUCAUGCCGUUUUAAUCAGCUUCUUGAUAUGCUACACCAGUCAGGUGGCUGGAUUAUCUUGGCUAAGGAGAAGGGCUCACUAACAGGGACGAAAAACAAAUUUUAGACCAAAAUUUGCGAGAAAUAAGAUUUUUGUGCGUAUGGAAUAAUUAUGGGAUCUUUUAUUUCAGCUCCUGAAACAUGGGACCGACACUUUACAUGUUGCAUUUUAUAUUGUUGUUCUGUAAAGAACUGGUACUCUAAUCAUUUUUUUGCCGUUAUAACACCGACAUUGUGUAGCAGUAGUUGGCGACCUAAUUUAUUUUAAAUUUCAUUUCAACCUGGUUAACCAAAGACAUUUUCAUAUUUGACCUAAUGCUUUAUGGUGUCCUAUUCAAACUGAUAUGAAAAAGGUUAUUUUUGGAGAUGAUGUGAUGGAGAAUCAUUGAUUGAUUUGAAGAUUCAUCAAAGGUCCAUGUUUUUAAAGAUGUGAGUGAUGUCACUGGUCUGAGAGAUGAUUCAUCAAAGAUCCAUGUUUUUAAAGAUGUGAGUGAUGUCACUGGUCUGAGAGAUGAUUCGUCAAAGAUCCAUGUUUUUAAAGAUGUCCCCAUUUCUAAACUCUUACAUUUCCUCUAGCUCUACUGGACUAGUGGAAUCUGAAUCGCUCAUGUCUUACUCAAACAAGAGAGCCGUGUGUGUGUGUUAGAAUACCCCCUCAAUGUUAUCAAUAUUGCCUAACUGAAAGGUUAUCUAGAAGAAGUGUGAUGAUCCUUAAUGUAUAAAGAACCAAGAUCAUGUUGUGUACUGCCAAUUACCACUAGUCACUUUGGAUAGUAGCAUACUUGAAGGGGAAAUGAAUGUCCUUAAUAAUGCUUAGUAAUGUGUGGUUGGUUCUAACUUUUAACACUUUCAGUCUAAUAUCUUAUUUAAAAUCGUUUGUAGCAGCACACAGCAAGGAUGAUUUUUGUGCCGUUGUAUUUUAUUCACCGUCAGAUGUAGAGACCUAAAGACGCAUGAAACUGCUGCCUUAAGAGAAAUCAGCUUUUUAGGAAUAAAUGUUUUUCAAACAA
Messenger RNA from Salvelinus fontinalis (brook trout), 10206 nucleotides. RefSeq names its product rho guanine nucleotide exchange factor 18-like. The transcript has 32 exons. Gene Ontology annotation, biological process: small GTPase-mediated signal transduction. The record is from RefSeq and is a predicted model, not a curated record. Bases 302 to 4777 code for a protein of 1491 amino acids. Lineage: Eukaryota; Metazoa; Chordata; Actinopteri; Salmoniformes; Salmonidae. Gene Ontology annotation, molecular function: guanyl-nucleotide exchange factor activity.